Lepisosteus oculatus (spotted gar) is the source of this 2605-nucleotide messenger RNA. RefSeq names its product retinoid X receptor, gamma b (gene rxrgb). Gene Ontology annotation, biological process: regulation of transcription by RNA polymerase II; response to retinoic acid; retinoic acid receptor signaling pathway. Gene Ontology annotation, cellular component: nucleus. NCBI's taxonomy places the organism in Eukaryota, Metazoa, Chordata, Actinopteri, Semionotiformes, Lepisosteidae. The record is from RefSeq and is a predicted model, not a curated record. Gene Ontology annotation, molecular function: nuclear steroid receptor activity; nuclear receptor activity; zinc ion binding.
UUGUGGUUUAAAGGAGGAGAGAGCGCGCUUGGGUUAGCCGACGUUCACCACUCGGGAUGGAAAAUUUUCCGUCUUUCUUUUCACGAAAUGGCCUUUCCCAGAAAAUCUGAAAAUGUCCAAAAUAAAUACAAGAGCUGUCCGGGGAUGCGACCGCUCUUCAACCGGGCGGUUACACGGAAACCCUGAUCUGAUGAUAACAGCGAGUGAUGCGGUCGUUGGGAUUAUCCCAGUUUUCGCCACCCCCUUAGCGGGGCCCCUCUGUGUGCCAGUCCUGCUGCAGCAGCAGUGAGAGUUCAGUCGGGUUGGGGAGAGGAAUUCAGAGGGAGAUGCUGCUGUCUGUGACGGGCGCAGCUACAACAACCCUAAGGAAACCAACCCGCAAAUAAACUCAUCUCGCAAUGGAUAAUAAUGACGCGUUUCUGCACCUCAAUUCUUCUGUGCAGGUAAAUCACGCCUCUGUGACCUCUCCUCCGUCUCAGCCUGCAAUGAACACCAUGGUCGGACACCCAUCCGUGAUCAGUGCUUCGAUCAAUUCCUCAAGGCCACUUCCAUCACCAAUGAACACUAUGGGAUCCCCUAUCAAUGGACUUGCUUCGCCUUAUUCGGUUAUAACAUCCUCAUUAGCCUCGCCAUCUGUUUCUAUGCCAUCGACGCCUGGUAUGAACUUCGGUUCAUUAAAUAGUCCACAGAUGAGUUCAAUGAAUAAUGUAAGCAGUACAGAAGAUAUUAAACCUCCCCCUGGACUUUCUGGAAUUGGAAAUUUAAGCAGCUACCAGUCUAUGAGUCCAGGAUCUUUAUCCAAACAUAUUUGCGCAAUAUGUGGCGAUCGAUCAUCGGGCAAGCACUACGGGGUGUAUAGUUGCGAAGGAUGCAAAGGCUUCUUCAAAAGGACCAUCAGAAAAGACCUUACCUACACGUGUCGCGACAACAAAGAGUGCCUGAUUGACAAGCGCCAGCGUAAUCGGUGUCAGUACUGCCGCUAUCAAAAAUGCCUAGCAAUGGGCAUGAAAAGAGAAGCUGUUCAGGAGGAGAGACAGCGGGGCAGAGAGAAGAGUGACAACGAAGUGGAGUCCACAAGCAACUACAAUGAAGACAUGCCAGUGGAGAAAAUUCUGGAAGCUGAGCUUGCAGUGGAGCCAAAGACGGAAACAUAUAUGGAUGCCAGUCUGGGAAACUCAUCUAAUGAUCCUGUUACCAACAUCUGCCAAGCAGCUGACAAACAGCUCUUCACUCUUGUGGAGUGGGCUAAGAGAAUCCCCCACUUCUCUGAACUACCUCUCGAUGAUCAAGUCAUUCUUUUGCGGGCAGGUUGGAAUGAAUUGCUCAUCGCCUCCUUUUCUCACCGCUCAGUCACUGUGAAAGAUGGCAUUCUCCUGGCCACUGGAUUGCAUGUCCAUCGCAGCAGUGCACAUAGCGCUGGGGUUGGCUCGAUUUUCGAUAGAGUUCUUACUGAGCUAGUGUCAAAGAUGAAAGACAUGCAGAUGGACAAAACAGAAUUAGGGUGCCUGCGAGCCAUUGUUCUUUUUAAUCCAGAUGCAAAGGGCUUAUCGAACCCAUCUGAAGUGGAGGGACUGAGGGAGAAAGUGUAUGCGUCACUUGAGGCUUAUACAAAACAGAAAUACCCUGAGCAGCCUGGCAGAUUUGCCAAGCUUUUGCUGCGACUUCCAGCUCUCCGGUCCAUUGGUUUGAAAUGCCUAGAGCAUCUCUUCUUCUUCAAGCUAAUUGGAGACACCCCCAUAGACACCUUCCUAAUGGAAAUGCUUGAAGCACCGCACCAAAUAACAUGACAUAGACCUCUUCCUUUUGUAAAUAUUUUGAAGACUAUGUAAUUGAUAUUAAAAAUGAUUACAUUGUAAACUACAUAUUUUGUAUCAUGUCCAAGCACAAUUAUUAGUGUGGAAAUUUAUAAUGGGAUUUAAACAGCUCUGUCAAAUGAUUUUCAUAGAAAUGUAACAGCAAGGUUUUGUAAAUAGGUCAUUCGAGUUAUAGUUUCCAAUUUAAUAGUGGCUUAAUGCAAUGUACAUCUAAUUUUAUUUAACAAUAAACUGUUCAAACAGAAACUGUCAGAAGCCAUGAAUUUCUAGAAGAUGUACUGCAGGAAAAACAGCUUUGCACUUUGUUUUCAUUUUGAAAUGCAAUUUUUGUAGGUCAUAAAUUUGCAAAAACAGAUACUUAAUACAGAUACCGUUACGUAGAUUGUUACACAUUAACAACCUUUUAUACAAAAGGGGCAAAUGAUGAACUAGGCCAAAAAAAUGUGUCUAAAAGUAUAAAAUUAAUCGUGUGCCAAUUAUAUGUAAUUUAAAAUAUUAAUUUAAAGGGAUUUAGUUACAUUAAUAGAGCUUGAUAAAUCAUAAAAUGCGUAGUUCUUAUUUGCCCAUUCUGAAAAUCAGGCUGUAGUUGUUCAGAAUGCAAAUAUAUCACUAAUGCGCCGCUAGGUGGCAGGUUUUGAAAAGAAAUCGUCCCUCUUUGCUGUACUGUAUUUAAACAGUUCUGUUUGUACUAUUUUUUUUAAUUCUAAAAAUGUCAGUCUUACACACUAAUUGCACAAAAUCGUCUCACCGUCUGCUUCAAGGUAAAGAUGUAAUAAAAACUUGACUUUCCA